Molecule: messenger RNA, 1771 nt
Organism: Dermacentor andersoni
Lineage: Eukaryota; Metazoa; Arthropoda; Arachnida; Ixodida; Ixodidae
Source: RefSeq, a predicted model, not a curated record
CAAGCGAGCGAGCGCACUCCCGUCUCCCACCCCCAAAAAGGCCUCGCGAUGCCGAUGGACGAGCGGCUGGUGGCCUCCAUGUCGGCCUUCUGGCUGGGCGUGGCCGUGCUGUCGCCAUGCUUCGUGCCGCGCAGCGAGAACCGCGGAGUCAUCCGCUGCAUGCUGGUGUGCAGCGCCGCGUGCCUCUACCUCAGCUGGCUGUGCACCUACCUGGCGCAGAUCAACCCGCUCGUGGGUCCCGCGCUGCCAAAGCCCGCGCUGCUCCUGCUCGACCAGUACUGGACCCCCAGGGACAACCACAGCGCGCCGCCCGGCCAGCACUAGUCCCCAUACAUAUACACGCGUAGUGUAGGCUCGCCACACACGCGCUAUUAAAGCACCUAUACGGGCGGGAGACUGUAGCUCCGAGCACCGGUCUUCCCUUCUUUGACCCAUGGUGUAAGAACAGGCCGAGUUAGUGCGCAACGUUUCCACUGUUAACGGAGUACUCCACGCAUGACGUUUCAGGACUCGUUUUCUUUCUUUUUUUUCUUUUUCAUUAAAUGAAGGUCUUCGACCACGCAACCGUAGAGGCAAUACUGACGAGCCCCUGUGCGCCAUGAAAGUAACAGCUGUCAUACCAAUCCCGGUUUCGGUUUUGCUCCACGGGAGAUGCCUGUCAUGGCGCAGAAGAUGGACGCGCGGGAGCAGAACGUCGCGACGAUUUGACACUCGCUCUGGCUCGUUGUUCGGUCCUCUGCUAAACUGCUUCGUCGGACUGCGCAGCCCGACUCGACUAUAUGCUCUUAGAAUGUGAUUCCUCCGGAAUCCGGCAGCCAACUCCCCUUUCCACCGUCACUCUUACUUAUACCUUAUCCCCAACUAUCGCCUUGCAUCGCUAACGCAAAUACGCAAUACCGCCAGUCAUUAAAAUACUUCUUCUACACAAUACCGCUCCCUCCUCGAAACGCACAAACUGAAGUUUUCCUGUCACCCCUAAACUUCUGUUCGUCUGUUCCCCAAGCGCUAGUUCUGCGUAUGCGCAUUCCGGACCCGUUAUUUUACUGGAUAGGCAAGGGAUUUGCGUGCGCUAUACUAAAACUCGCUGAUAAGAGCGCGUCGACCACACACUAUACGCGACUGAAUAGGUAGUUUUAAAAAGCGCGUUCCCGAGUUGUUUUGCCGUUGGGCUAACUUCGUGUUCUUUUUACUCUUUGUAUUCGUACCUAAACUAUAGUCCCAUAUUCUUAAAUAUCACAUAUUACCUCACAGUUUAGGCUAACCUAACGCCGCGACGCGUUUCCUCGUGGCUGUCCAUCGGGUCCAUUGAAUCGCUGCAUGAAUACUGCAGAUUUUCAAAAUUUCAGUUUUUCUUGUUAGAGCGCGGCCCUGUGAUAACGCUGUCCUGCUACGAGCGUCGGCGUCCUACCUCGUAACCGAGCACAGCGAAAGAGCGAACGCGGAGUGCAGCGAUGGAUGAAAAAAAAAAAAAAAACGCGGCGAGAGUGGUGAGCGCGCGAGGAGGAAAGCGGAGGAGGAGGGUAUGGCGAAGGCGUGAGAAGAAAAGCGUGGUGCCGCGCACAAAGAGCUUUGCGGCGACGAUGGCUACCAGACGGCGCCAAGGCAGCGCGCGUCGUCUGCAUGUAAAUAAAGCGCUGCAUGAGCGGAGGUUGCCUGUGGCGGCUGCUGUGAAUCGCGCCAUCGCGCUUCGUCUCGCGAUCUCCCGAUUAGCGCGGCAGUCGCGCCACAUUUCGCUCCGUUUGCAACGUGCCGCACGAUACAAAUUGUCUGC